GGCAGCUACGCUCACUCUGCUCCGAGCUGUCGAACGCGACGCACGCGCCUCCGCUUCGCUUCCUCCUUCUCUACGAGUUGUACACUCUCCACACUUAGAGGCAUAUUUCCCUCGCUUUCUCGCACCGAGUAUUAUCAUCAUCAUCAUCAAACGAGAGAGGAGGCCCGGUCUCGCAUCUCUCUCUUCUUCUGGGAACAUUCAGUCAGUCUGUUCGUGAACGUCCAACUACUAGUUCUCGCUUCAAGCCCGAAUCGAGUAUUAUUCCUGCUCGUAUCGUUCUCGCGCUGUUUGCUUUGGAUCUUUCAUCGACAACGCUCUUCUCUCGUGUCUCGCACACCAGCUUUCGCUCCUCGCCCCGUGCUAUCGCUUUGUUCCGAAUCGCACGAGCACACAGAUGUCUUCCGUUAGAACGUUCCACGUUUAAUCUCGCUCGUUUUCACUCCGAUCGUCGUCAAUUUUUCUCUCGGUGUCUCGUACUCGUUCGAAACGUAACGUAAAUCGAAAUCGAAUUUCUCCAAUUCUCCUUCGUAUUUUUUAAAACCGUAAUCAUUCUUGGAAAAGUUUUUCGUAUAUUAGUUUUUUUUAUCCGAACACGCCAGAUUCGUUCGAAAUUGAUAUUGGAUUUUUCGCUAUCGGCCUACGUGACUUCUCGUAACGCGUUUCUCUCGUCCAAUAGACGUUGAGAAGUCGAUCCUCGAAGAACUCUUGCAGGCUGGUUCGUCGAUAAAAUUGGAAUCGUUUUCCCCGAGGGAAACCCGUCCGCGUAUAUAUCCCCCCCCUUUCCGUGCGUACAAUCAGACAUUGUUGAAUGCCGUGCAACUCGAGAGCCUACGCGCUACGGUUGUCCUCGAUGGAGGAUGCCAAUCGGUCCGCGACUGAUCUCAGGGACGAUAGACGGGUUCGAGGGCAGAAUGGUGGAGGCAGCUGGAGUUGCGAGACGACUUAAAGGCUUUGCCGUGAUAAGAGAUUGUCGAGGUCGAGCCUCGUGUUCGGAGGUUCGGGCUUUGCGCGAGGACAGAGUGGUGCGGAAGGUGGGGACGCAAGAUCGUGUGGCUCGAAGAUCAAACGCUCCAGAUGGAAUCGCCUUCGGCCCAGGACCGUCUUAUUGAGGCCCAAGAAGAUUUCACCUCGGCGGAAUCAAGAUCGGAAACGACAACAACCGCGUCGACGGAGGAGCCGUCGACAAUCGCGGAGACCGAAUCAACGGGACGUGACGAGGAUGUUGUCGGCUCCUCGAUGACCACCGAAGCCGAGGAGGUGGACAAUAAUGGCAUCGUUGGUGAAUCCAUCGAUAACGAGGAAACGUUUGUCAGUGUAGAAUCGUGCGAGGCUUCGCUCGCUUCUCUCGAGACCUCGAACGACUCUUCGCCCGACCAAGGUCAACUAGAUUUCUCCGACAUGGGUCUUAAAUUGGGGAAGAGCGAGAAACGAUCCGAGGAUGAGGACGCGAAAUCGAGCGUAGAAGUGAAAUCGGACGAAUUAAUCGUCGAACAAGAUUGCUUAGGGGCGGUAUCGACGACGUCGACCACGAUAUUAACCGUAUGCACGACGUCGCAGACGACGGUAUCUGCGACGAUGCCGAUGUCAUCGUCGUCGUCGCCAUCGCCAUCGCCAUCACCAUCGCCGUCGCCAUCACCGUCGCCGUCUCCAUCGCCAUCGCCGUCGCCAUCGUCUUCGCCAUCGCCAUCGCCAUCGCCAUCGCCGUCUUCGUCGAUGAUUCAAUGCGCGGAGAAACAGACGGAGUAUUGCAAGACCAGCGACGGCGAAUUCGUCACCUCGUCGCCGAUAUGUAGAAAAAGACCGGCUACCGAUUUCCUGCCGAUCAACGCGGAGAUCAAGCGAAUCGGCGUCGAGAUGCCGGAGAACGAGUCGAACCAAGUAAGGAGGAUCUCCCCCGUGCUGGUCUCCCUUCGAGAGCGCACCCUCGGCGAGAUAUCGUUGUCCUCGGACUCGUGUCUGUUCGAUAACGACGUUGGAGGUCGGUGUAUCCCGAGGAAUAACAGGAUCCUCGAUGACUUGUUAACGAGUACUAACUGCAGAUUGUCGGCGAGUCUAGUGGACGACUCUUUUCAAACGGAUCACGAUACCGAGGCGAUAGAUUGCACGGAGGCCGCGGAACGCAGGAUCUGCAGAGUAGCGACAUCGUUGGAGGGUGAAUGCAGCAACGGCAGCGUCGAGCAGGCGCUGGCGGAGCAGAGCGAAAAGCUCGAGUACCCGGACCCGUUCAUCGACGAGGAUUCCUGUUGUUCCCUGUCGCGCGACAGCCCCGAGAGGAAUCUUAAAAAGUGCCAGGAGCCGAAGCAGUGCGAGGAGCCGAUCGACGACGAGUGCUCGUGCAACGCCGCUAUGCCCGCGACCGAUCCCUGCGCCAUUGCGCACGACGACGAAACCUCUAAUGAACUGAUAAAAAAUUCGUUACCCAAUUUAAUAGUUAAGGUGGAGCAGAUCGAUCUGUCCCGUUACUUGGCGGCCGAGCGGAAAGAUAAGAAGCGUAUGGUUAUCGUGCCCAAGAGGAAGCAAAAGAAGAGCGGCGAAUGCAAGGAUGAAGCCGAAGGUAACGUGGACGUAAGGACCGAUCCCAAAGAAUCGUUGCAGUGUUUUGUCCCAUUGUGCGCUUAUACGAACGAAAGUGAUGAAAAGACUGAGGACCAGGAGAAACAAGUAGACAACCCCGUUCUAGUGUCCACGUUGCAAACGGCGCAAGAGAAGUUGGAAUCAUCUCUCACCACCCCCAUCAAGGAGUGCAAGGUGCUGUUACAGAGGAUAACGUUGCCGAAAGCGGUGAGAACUACGGUGCAGACAUCGGAUAAGGAGGAAACGGCACCGAGAGCGAUAAUAGAAAAGUUGGCCGAGGACGAGGAGGUCGUGUUUUCCUUCCCCCUACCCUCCUCCACGAAUCUGCAAACGUUGAACAAUUUAGAUUCGAUCGAGGCGGCGAGACCAACCUCCCCGGAGGAGUUGUUGGAAUCUGGCACCGAUGUUCCAGAAGCUAUCGACACGGAGACGGAGACCGAGACUGGUUCCGAUAGUUCCGAAAUGUCGAGCAUGACGAACGUACGCCUAGGUGGAUGCGACGAUGACGCUGCUUCCGACCAGAUAUCCUGCCAAGAGAGCGAGUCCAUUUGUUGCGUCGAUAUCAAUCCGGAGAUCAUAUCGAGGCUGGAGCCCGAGAGACCGGAAGCUUUCACCGAAGAUUCGGCGGAAAGUUUGGCCCUUGCUACCGGUGCACGAGACGAAGUCAGAUCGGACGGAAGCGAUUCUGGCCUGGGGAGCGAGAUUCCUGGUGACCCGGGGCCCGCACCGGUUCCGGAAAGCGAUUCCGAGACUUCUUUCUUAGACAGGAUACCAGACGAUAUACUUUCCGACAAGGAAAAAGCAGUGAAUCAAUUGGAUAGCUUUGUACCGAACGUGGAUGUAUCCGACACGCCGCAGACGCCAUUGACGAAUUUUCGUAGUCCUUCGAAGAGUAAUCUGAAACGAAGAUUGAUGGAUUGUAUGGAAGGGGUUCCCAGCCCAAAGAGAAGCAACACGGACGAAUCGAUGAAAAAGAAACGCAAUAUUCAGUUCGAUGCGGUCACAGUUUAUUAUUUUCCCAGGGCACAGGGUUUUACUUGUGUACCUUCUCAGGGUGGCAGCACUCUUGGCAUGAGCGCAACGCACACUCAUGCCGAACGAUUCUCGUUGUCGGAGCAUGCGGCCGAGCAGAGGCGAAUCCAUCGUGCCAGGCUAGCUCAAUUACGCUCCGAGCGUGCAGCAAAUUGCGUAUCGGAGGCAGCCUCCAGUUCCGAGGAUCCCAGCGAUGAUACAGACGAGGAGCAAAGUGAUAACGAGGAUCUGGAUAUCGAUAGUUAUUACUUCUUGCAACCAGUGCCUACGUGGCAGAGACGAGCUUUGCUCAGAGCAGCAGGCGUACGUAGAAUAGACGCGGUCGAGAAGGACGAGUGCCGCGAUAUUAGAGCUAGCAGAGAACAUUGCGGUUGCGGGUGUAAAGGAUACUGCGAUCCUGAGAGUUGUCCUUGUAGCCGAGCUAAUGUAAAGUGCCAGGUUGAUAGAGCGGGUUUCCCUUGCGGGUGUACUCGCGAUGGUUGUGCGAAUAGUUCAGGCAGGAUCGAGUUUAAUCCAGUACGAGUACGAACGCAUUUCAUCCACACGCUAAUGCGGUUAGAGUUAGAGAAAAAGCAACGGGAAGAGGAAGAAGGCGCGGAUCACGACGCUUCCGACAAUCAAAACGGUAGAAGCCCGUUAAGGGAAAUCAAUUUAGGAUCCGUGAUGGAGAACAGGAGCACGGAAUCGUGUUUGAACGGCGGUGGAUUUACCACGCUUCAUUAUGAGAAUCACGAUGCCAGGGAUGGCGGGGCAAAUUGUCAGCCGGAAGUAUCCGGCACCAGAGAGGAUAGCCUGGAUUUGUACGCGAUCAGAGAUGAUUGUUAUCCUAGCGAAGAUACGGUCGAUGGUACGCAGGGACCUCAGAGGAAACUUCAUCCUGAAUUUAGUCAAGCUUUUCAAACGUUCUCGGGCCAAACAAGUGGCGGAGUAAACUUUCAACAACCUGCUUAUCAGGAUUAUCAGCCUUACGCUAAUCUUCCUUCCACGUCUAGGGUGCAAUUUCAGCCGCAAUUCCAAACGGUGCCAGGAAAUGCAGGGUUCUCACAUUACGCGCCUUACGGACAAGAUACCGGAUCGAUUCAGGGGAACUGCCAGGUCCAUCCCGGACAACAUUCUUCCAGCUAUGAAACUAGUUUUGCGCAAGAUGAAACGACCGGAUCGCAAUAUACAAAUUUAAAUUCGGUACAACCGAUGAACACUGUGGUCCAACAGAUGGGUAAACUGGAACCAUUUUCCGAACUUUUGUCUGGUAGAUAUUCGUAUUAUGGUGAAAUGGAGCCUCAACAGCACAGUACUUAUCACGGUAAUGGAACCAAGGUUGAGGUGGAAAAGAACCAAGCCAGCGAGCAGCAAUCGGAAAGUACAGAGGAGUGUGACGAAAAUUUUGGGGAAAUCAUAAAGAAAUCGAUGGUCGAGACUGUAUCCGCUUAGGUCAAACUGUAGAUACAAAAGAAUUGUCUAUGUGCAAGUCCGUCAAAACGUUUUUUGACCCAUAGUGAUUUAUAAUGAAAAAAAUAGAGUAAUUUCGACAAGUUUUCGUCGGAAACCUCGCGAAUAUAAAAGAAAAAAAAAGAAAAAAAUAAUAAUAAAAAAAAAAAAAAAAGAAGAAGUAUCCCGAUAAGAAGAAGGUACUGGAAUUUUAACCGGUUAUCCUUCCAUGCGUUAGAUAAAUCUGAGUAAAUUGUUUAUGUGGUUUUCGAACAGAACAAAUGUUCUCCUCGAGAAUCACUCGCGGUUAACUACGACGAGUCCCGUGGAUGUCGUUAGAAAAAUUACGCGGAUACGUGUGCGUCCGCCCGGGAUGGAGCUUUUGAGACAUCGUCCUUGUUCCUUUAUUAUAAAAAUCAACGAUUGCGUAAUUGAUUGAACGGAUAAGACGAUGUUCUCGAUAAACGUGAAGAGAAUCCAGGGCCGCCAAUUCGGUGAAGGAUUUUCGAGGGAAGGUCUUCGUCGAAAAUCUUCAUGAACAGUCUCCUUGAACCGACAACAAUUCUGUACAGUAUACAGAAUAAAUUCAACGAGGUUGUGACCAAGAAACAACAUAUGGGAUCAGCUUAGAUUGCAGUUUAUAAUACUUAACUUUAAUACUUUAAUCGUAGGAACGCGGGUCUCGCGUCUUUUUAAAAAAAAAAGAAAAAGAAUAAAACAAGUUUUUCGAAUGUGUGACAGCGGCGAUGGCGAAAAAAACUUAAUGUUUAAUUGCGACAAGCGAAAUCGAAAGGUGUCGGCAGGUGCUGACGCGGAAAGGGAAAAAGGAAAGAAAAAAAAAAAAAAAAAAGAAAAGAAAAAAAAGAAAAAAAAAAGACAUAUGCAUGUACACACAAAACACAUUUAUAUUACGACCACGAAAUACGAGAGCGAUUGUGAUAACCGUGCAUAUGUGAAAAUACAAUUUGCCAGGAUCGUAGAUUAAGAAAAAUAAAAAAAUAAAUUAUGGGACUUUUUUUAUGCCAAUUAGUAAGGGAUCGAGUUUGAGUGGUUUUUCAAUCAACGGAUAACGAUAAAAGAUAGAGACUUGAUACUUUCUCGUGUUGUAACGAAUGCACGUGCAUUAGGAUUAUAUAUGGAUGUACAUGUUUCGAAUGUUAGGGAGAUUAUAUAGUUGGUUGGCAUACGAAGCGCACGCUGUCUACAGAACACAUAAUAUUUAAGCCCUCGUAUAUAUUUUUCUCAUUUUUUUUUUUUUGUAUGACGCCUUGAAAUUGCAUCCCCCUUUUUAAUAUCACGCACAUUCUACAAAGCAAUGUAACAAAAAGUGAAUUUUUUUUGUGUGAAAAGGUAUAGAUAUUUUUUUAUUUUUUUUUUUUUAUCAAGAAUUCUCAUGCCCUUUCUCGGUUUGAUCAAUGGCUCAAUUUCAAUCAUUGCAAUUUCAAGGUAAUCGUUGAACAUGAACAAAAUAAAAGAAACAAAUCUGCGCGAAGUUUUUUAAUUUUUUCAAAAACUAUAUAGUAAACAAAAUCUAAUGGUAAAUAUAUCGUAUUCAGAUAUUCUUUUGCACACCCAUUGUUACUCACCUUGUAGAUUUUCAGACACAGACCUCUUUAGCAUCCCGGGACGUUGAUCGCUAUACCCACGAUUAAUUGAAAUAUUACACAUAAGGAAACAAUGAUAACGACGCUAGUAUUAAAUUUAUACAUACUUAUUGGACGUGUCAGCUCCCAAGCACUUUUAACGAUCUUCUAUUUCCGUGUUUUACACUGUGUUCAUCGUCGCUGAUUGGUGCCUAAAAUCGUUACGUUUGUUGUCAGUGUACAAUGAUAACGAAAUCUCAUUUUUUCGAAAAUAGAAGAAACGAGAGAGAGAGAGAGAGAGAGAGAGAGACGUAGAUUUAAAAGAGUUAAAAUGUUGCGAGGGAUGUGACACCUCCGUAUAACAUAAAUAUACAUAUAAACUACACGUAUGUAAGUAACUUUUAGAGUAUUUGAGUAAAAAAAGGCAUACAUAGUUGAUAGCGUUUUAUUAAAUGUUGUGAAAAAGUC
Apis mellifera (honey bee) is the source of this 7085-nucleotide messenger RNA. RefSeq names its product serine-rich adhesin for platelets (gene Axud1). Gene Ontology annotation, biological process: regulation of transcription by RNA polymerase II. Gene Ontology annotation, molecular function: sequence-specific DNA binding; DNA-binding transcription factor activity, RNA polymerase II-specific. The record is from RefSeq and is a predicted model, not a curated record. The transcript has 5 exons. The coding region runs from base 1075 to 5037 and encodes 1320 amino acids. Gene Ontology annotation, cellular component: nucleus. NCBI's taxonomy places the organism in Eukaryota, Metazoa, Arthropoda, Insecta, Hymenoptera, Apidae.